This is a messenger RNA of Cooperia oncophora, 774 nucleotides long. Lineage: Eukaryota; Metazoa; Nematoda; Chromadorea; Rhabditida; Trichostrongylidae. The record is from the annotation of a GenBank genome assembly.
AUGACGGAGCAAAUCAACUCAAAGGAGGGCCAAGAAAUCCACAUGCAGGAAAUCUUCGAUGUAUGCGUCGGAUCGGUAAUCAACCAGCUUCUGUUUGGAUACAGAUUCGAUGAGAGUAAUGUUGGAGAAUUUCGCAAGCUGAAAGCGAUGAUGUCUAACCAAAUGAAGGAGUAUGCACAUCCAUCGGCUGCUUUCUUGUUCGCGUUCCCGAUCUUCAGAAAGUUCCCAUAUUUCCGUGGACAAUGGAAGAAAUUAUUUGUCUAUCGCGAUUCGUUCUUCGCGUUUUUCAACCGUCAGAUUGAUGAACAUCGAAAAAGGAUCGAUUAUGAUUCUGAUGCCACAACUGACUAUGUGGCAGCAUUCUUGAAAGAACAGAAACGUCGAGAAGCCGAGGGAGAUUUCGAGUCUUUCAAGCAUCUUCAGCUGCAGAAUGUUUGUCUCGACCUGUGGAUAGCUGGAAUGGAGACAACGUCAAACCCACAUUCUCUUUGGGGUGUUAGUCGUAUCUCUCAAUCAUCCGAUGUUCAGGCAAAAAUGCAUGGAGGAAGCUGGACGGAGAUCGGCUCUCCCCGUGCGAUCACCAUGGCCGACAAGAAUAAUCUCAUUUUUACACAUGAAAUUCAACGGCUUGGAAAUAUAGUUCCGUUGAAUUUACUUCACGAAACGGUUCGCCCAGUGCAGGUCUUGAAUUUCGAGCUGCCGGAAAAAACAGGGAUAGUUGCACAAAUCAGUUCUGUUUUGUACGAUGAAGAGGUAUGUUGUCCAUCUAGUUGA